Messenger RNA from Porites lobata, 1560 nucleotides. NCBI's taxonomy places the organism in Eukaryota, Metazoa, Cnidaria, Anthozoa, Scleractinia, Poritidae. The record is from the annotation of a GenBank genome assembly.
AUGGCUGCGUACGACGCCUUGGCAAAUAUAAACAUGGAGCAAAAUGGAGACUCUAGUAACAGUGAUCACGCUACACCACCAACCAUUGUCAUAAACCUCAACAAUAACACUGGCAACGUCGUAAUCGGCGAUAAUAACAACGUAACGAUCGAACACAUAUGUGCACCAAGUUGUGGCGCUGGAUUAGAAAGAUACCGUACUGACGCUAAUGUUUCGGAUGACAUUACGACAAAAAUACUCAGCUGCAUUAGCAAAACAUUAAAUAAUGACACUAACAUGCCACUUUCGGGUGAGACACCUCUACCAACUGAAGAAAGUUUAGCGCGGGAUGAGUGCAGUCAGCAGCUUCGCACAGAAUACAAACGAGGAAAGCGUAAGGAAGACAGCCUUGUUUGCGAAGUGAGCGACUUUUUGAGGAGGAGAGGUAAAAAAGACGAACGUAAGCGUGCGAAGCGGGGCAAAAGAGAUUCAAGAUUUUCCACUUCAAGUUCAGAUGAAGAGCUAAGAAAUGUCUCGACAUUCAAGGAACUUUCACCCGAGAGCGAUAGCGACGUCAACCUUGAACAGGGGCUACGACUGUUUAACUACUGUAGUAAGCUUUUGCAUCCUCUUCGAGACGACGGCCGAUGGACUGACUUCGAUUGGGUUGCCCAGACACUCUUGGAUCAGGCCGGUGGCAACCUGACGUACCAAAUAAUAAUUACUCUGGAAAAAAGCUUGCCGUUAAGUUACCAGAACAGGUUGGAAGAAUCAGAGAAUCUGUUAAACGAAGCAGUAGAGAAGAUUGCACAAACAAGGGGUUCCGUUCGGCCUCUCCUUGAAAUGUUGUCGAAAUGCUACCUUGCCGCAAAUUAUCGUCGCAGAAAAAUGCUUGGCAAAACGGUCGAGUGCUUAGACGAGGCAAAGAAAAUAUCAUCUCGAUUCCCGCCAUGUCUUGCAAUCGCGAUCCUUCGUUACGAGGAAGGCAGCUAUAAACAAGAGUUUGCUGCUAUGUUAAGUGGGGCUCAAAAGAAGAACGCCAUUCGGGAGGCCAAAGAGUUUAUGAAGAGUUGUGCAGACUUGUGCCGCGGUCUUGAUAGCCAGGACUUGUACGCACGUAAACAACACUUUGCAGUUUCCAAAAUUGCAAUCAUGAAUCUUCAGUGCGAAACAAGGGGGUCCAGAAAGGAGAAAAUACCAACAACAAACUAUGAAGAAGCACUACAGAGUCUGGAAACCCUGCGAAGCGAUUGUUACUGCAAGAAGGAAGCAAAAACAGCGAAGAUCCAGAGACUCAAGGCGGAGGUCGAUAUGUACUACCGCAUAGAGAAUUUCCCUGAAGCAGAAAACAGAGCCCUUGAGGCGCUAAAACUUGUCGACAGUCUGGAGUUUUACUUAGAGAGAAAGCCUCUCCAAGAGCGAUUGGAAGACAUUCGACGUACAAUGGUAGAAUCAUCAACGCCAUCAAGCCGAAAGAAAUACCGAGAGUCUCACAGAACAGCUGAAUCUUCUUCAGAUUCGCUGUCUUCCCGGAAUAAUACGCCGUACUCGUCGAAUGAAGAGAAUGAGGAGACAAUUUGA